AUGGACGACACCGAGCUAAGUGCACGCACCGAUUUCGAUCAUGAUCAGCACCGUGAGAGACUAGCAGCAGCCGAUCCCAGUGAUGAUGGCGGUGGAGGCUCUGAGGCCGAGUCCAGGUCGGACGAUGAAGAAUACAAAUCGGGUGCCGAGCCUGAAAGCGAAGAGGACUUUGGUGUGCAAGAUGUGCACGCACCAUCCAGCCGUAAGUCCGUUAAAGUUGCGGAGCAAUUGGCGCAAGGUUCAGUCAAGGUCGUCUCGAAAGGCCGGCACAACCGCCGCGUACUCUCAGACUCAGAGGCCGGAGGGUCCGAUUAUGCGCCUGACUUCCUAGACCCUGGAUACGAGUCUCCUCCCACCCGCAAUCCCGAUGCCAAUGACUCCGCAGAUGAAGCUGAAUGUCCGGUAGCUGAAGACGAAGAUGACCCCAUGAACCUUAGGGAGGCACGGGUUCAUCGCGAAUGGAACUCCGUCGCGCAGGAGAUGAUCAUCCGUCGGGCACAGCGCCCUAAGCUGCCAGCCAGUCGUCACUACGGUCAACAAGAUGAUAAGAAAAACACACCGAGUGUGGAGGAGCACCGUAAUGAGUCAUCAUCGCACCCUCAGCCGGCCGCGUCUUCCAACCAACGCAGUUCCACCACGCAGCGGCUGUUGCAGCAGCGAUCUAACCAGGCUGGCAUGGUGGUUGCCGAGAAAGGUGUCACUGUGACGAAGACCAAGCGGCAGGGAGGCUUCCGCGAGACCGACAGCCAGCCACCCCCCGAGUCCAUCAGCAGUGGCGAAGACUCGGGACUUGACCUAUUCCCUGAAAAGUCCCGCACUGGACGCCCUAAGCCACGACGUAAGCUGACCGCACCGGCUCCUUCCGACCAAUCGAUUCCCGGGCCUGCCACCAAUGUGAAGGGACAUCAGGCAACUCGCAAUGGUACUAUCUCAGGCGACGACGACGACGACGACGAUGAAUCAGCAACAGAUGCCCGAGGCCUGUUGCGUGCCAGCCAUGUGAACGUCUGGCCCGAGGAUACGGAAGUCACAUUUAAGGACGGGAAUAAGGUAGCUGGUCUCAACUCGCAGAAAUCAAACAAGGUCCGCACUCUGUUGAAGUCGACCAUCGCCCAAGAGUUGCCGCAAGCUCUGGCACUUGUCAAUGCCUUUCCGAACAUCGGCGAGCGGCCCAAAAUGUUCCUCGACAUAUUCAUCACUGGUGCGCGGCGCCUCGGCCCCAACUACAGUACAAUCGCCCAGCGCCUGUUGCAAGACUCAGCGUAUGUCCUCAGCUUACUGACAUUGCCCGCCAAGAGAAUGUGUUCGAUCCGUGGACCCUGGUAUAGCGCCUGUCGUGAUCCUGUAUGGGAGGGCUAUGGCCUCAAGGCCAUCGAGAAUGACCCGGAGGCCCUCCAGACGGCUGUCCAGGAGCUGCUCCUCAAUGACCAGUUCAUAUUCCCCGGUAAACUCGUGAACGGCAGCUAUACCGAGCUCAAGCGCAACAUACCAUUCUGCGCAGAGCCAAUCAUCAAUCUCGCCAACAUCCUGUUCCUCGGACCCAAAGCACUCUGCCCCAUCGAAGACUCGGCGUUCAUCUCGUCCAUCAAUACUGGCCCUGGCGCGAUGGAGCGAGAAAUCCCGCAGACAAUGGCUGCGCUCCUCGCAACCUUCGCUGGCGCAGCAAUUGGAGAGGGCCUGCAUGGCACCCGCGAGCCCCUCAAAGAAAACGAAGGUUUCAAUUCGACUAAACAGGAGGCGCCUUACCGGGACCAUCUCGCCGCCCUCUCGCCAAUCAAUCUGAUUGGCCGUCAUAAGAUCCUUAACCUUAUAUUCAAUGAAGCGAAGACUAUUCAUAUGAAGAAGAGUGCCACUCGCACUCGUAAGGCCACAGCCAAUUCCCUCAUUGACCCCCUGACUGCGGGGAUGGACCUCUAG
Fomitopsis serialis is the source of this 1917-nucleotide messenger RNA. RefSeq lists its product as uncharacterized. The record is from RefSeq and is a predicted model, not a curated record. The coding region runs from base 1 to 1917 and encodes 638 amino acids. The transcript is spliced from 12 exons. NCBI's taxonomy places the organism in Eukaryota, Fungi, Basidiomycota, Agaricomycetes, Polyporales, Fomitopsidaceae.